This is a messenger RNA of Vitis riparia (riverbank grape), 1931 nucleotides long. RefSeq names its product QWRF motif-containing protein 3. The coding region runs from base 68 to 1789 and encodes 573 amino acids. Gene Ontology annotation, biological process: centrosome cycle; spindle assembly. The transcript has 6 exons. Gene Ontology annotation, cellular component: cytoplasm; centrosome; nuclear microtubule. Gene Ontology annotation, molecular function: microtubule binding. The record is from RefSeq and is a predicted model, not a curated record. Lineage: Eukaryota; Viridiplantae; Streptophyta; Magnoliopsida; Vitales; Vitaceae.
UCGUCCUUUUUGAGCAAUUUCCGUUCCUACUUCCCAUUUUCUUCAUGGACAUGGUCUGCAACCUCCAAUGACCAUGGAGAAAGAAGGAGACUCAGUAGCUCCAAAACCCCGAAAGCAAAAAUCUCGAGAAGUGAGCUCUCGGUUCCUCUCUCCCUCUUCAACAUCUUCUCUGGUCGACGCCGCAACCCCAUCUCUGAAUCAAGCUCUAUCUCCCGUCCGGCGAAAGACUGUGUCAUCCGCCAACACCCGGAAGCAUAGGAGCCUCGAAGACUCUGGAUUGGCUCGGGGACUUUGGCCUUCAUUGAGCCCUAGUGCUACUUCUUCUUCUUCUUCUUCUCUGCCGUCGUCUUCUAAUAGUAAACUAGACACUCUUGCUGAUCAUCUGGGAAAUGAGAGACUGAAAGACCUUCUCGAGCGCAAAGACACCGAAAGGUCGUUGAAAAAUGGUGCUUCUUUGUUUUACAGGCAAAGGAGUUGCAGUGAGUUCAAUAGGUUUGAGGACGAAAAGGAAAGCCUGAAAGAGAAUCAUAGGCCAAGCAUUGGAGGGUCUAUGAGAUACACCGGAAAGUUUCGGUUGCCGGGCAAAUCCUCAUCAUCAUCUUCUUCUUCUUCUUCCAAGUAUUCGUCUCCUUCUUCCAGUGUAGUUCCUGGACGGUCUUCCGUCGAUGAAAAAGCUCUUAGCGGGAAAGCAUUUCAGCGAAAAUUUGAUUCUUUUUCAGAUGGGCUCGAUUCAGAGUCUGAUCGGAGUAAUGAUUUUGGAUCUUCAGUGAGCUCUAGAAAAUCCGGCAUUGAAGUUUCCUCCAAAUAUCUGAACGAUGCCUCAACAAAGCCUAGAAGAUGGCCCUCAGAUUCAAACAUCAAUAUCAAUCCAGCAUCAACCGAUAAUAACUCGCCGAGGUUGAAGAAGUUCACCAUCCAAAAUGCAAUCAAGAGGGCGAAUUCGCUGACGGGUUAUGGCAGGGCAGCAUCGCAGUGGGCUCUGUCGCCCGGGCGGACUGGUUCCCAGCCCAUGACAGUGGAGAAUAAAGGAAUACCCAUGUCUUUUUCGAGUCUGAAGCCUCCUACCAGUCCUUCAAGAACCAAAGGUGUGGGGAAUUUUCUCAGUUUGGGGCUCGAACUGUUCAAAAGCAAGAAAUCUUCUCCCAGUACUGGUUCUUCUCUGGCUGGUAAUACAGAGACAGUUCAUCAGUUUCGGCUGCUCCACAAUCGGUUGCUGCAAUGGAGAUUUGUGAAUGCCAGAGCCGAUUCUGUGAAUCAAAACAUAACCAACCAGACCCAGAGCAACUUAAUAUAUGCUUUGGAUAGUCUCACACAGUUGCAGCAUUCUGUGGUACAAAAGAAAUUGCAACUGGCCAGAGAAAAUCUUGAAAUGAAGCUCAACUUCAUACUUCACUCUCAAAUUAGGCCACUGGAAGCUUGGGGAGAUAUGGAGAGGCAACACCUCUCAGCAGUUUCAGUGACUAAAGAUUGCCUGAAUUCUGUUGUUUGUAGGGUACCCCUGAUUGAAGGGGCAGAGGUGAACUCACAAUCAGCUUCCCUUGCACUUUGCCAUGCCCUGGAUCUCGCUGCGUCGAUCAAGUCAAUGCUGGCUACUUUCUCUUCCUCGGCUGGGAAUACAUUCUCAUUGCUUUGGGAGUUGGCAGAGGUGGUGGCACAGGAGAAGUCCCAUUUGGAGGAGUGCUUUGAGCUGCUGAGACUCAUUUCUUCCCUGGAGAUUCAGGAAUGGAGUCUAAAGUGUACUGUUAUUCAGUUGAACUUAUGGCAGCAUCAGGAAGAGAUUGUUUCAUAACUUCUUUCCACUUCAGUCAUAGCCAUGGUUUGGCUCUCUAGACAGAAACUUGGAAGAGAUGAUCAUUAGAGAGAGAGACUGAGAUUAUUGAGAGGUAUGAUUUGUGAUUAUGACUUACAGAAUUAACAUAUAUGUGAUUAUA